AUGUCUACAAACUGGAACUCCGGACUCUUAAGCUGUUGCGAUGAUUUGGCUUCAUGCUGUUAUGGCUUCUGGUGCUGCCCCUGCCUAGCCUGCACCGUUGCAGGAGAUUUUAAAGAAAGCUACUGCCUUCCUUUGUGUGACAUUUUCAGCCCUGCAGUGUUUGCGGCCUGUGGGAUCCCGUUGUGUGUGCCUCCUGCAGGCCUGUCUCUGAGAGUCGCCAUUCGACAUAAAUAUGGUAUAAAGGGUUCUCUCUGUAAGGACAUAGCCACCUCCUGCAUCUGUGUGUGGUGCAACUGGUGCCAAAUGCACCGAGAGUUAAGGUAUCAGUCCGGCCAUGGACCCGUCACCAUGCAGCCUAGAUAAA
This is a messenger RNA of Nematolebias whitei (Rio pearlfish), 364 nucleotides long. Its product is annotated as cornifelin homolog B-like. Lineage: Eukaryota; Metazoa; Chordata; Actinopteri; Cyprinodontiformes; Rivulidae. Bases 1 to 363 code for a protein of 120 amino acids. The transcript has 3 exons. The record is from RefSeq and is a predicted model, not a curated record.